AUGCCUCCUGCACUUGCCGAGAACUCGAUCGCCACAUACGCGGAGGCGGAAAAUCGCGCCGGGAUGCGAAAGGUCGAGGAAAGCUGCCGCCUAGAAAACGAUCGCAUCAUCGACCUCUUCGUCGUCAACCUGGAGUGGCCGCAACGGACGCCUCUCGGACUACAGCUGCUGAGGCAAUCUCUCGAAAAGGAGAUUGGCGCGUCGGUACACUUUGGCACUUCUCCGGGACAGGCUUACAUCUACAUCGGACUCGACUUUGCGUGGGCACAUCUGGCUCAGAAACUACGCCUGGCGAUAUUCGAGAACAAUUUGGUGCCCAAGUGGACACCUCUGUGA
Purpureocillium lilacinum is the source of this 336-nucleotide messenger RNA. RefSeq lists its product as uncharacterized. NCBI's taxonomy places the organism in Eukaryota, Fungi, Ascomycota, Sordariomycetes, Hypocreales, Ophiocordycipitaceae. The record is from RefSeq and is a predicted model, not a curated record.